AUGCGGUUCGGUGAACAGCUCCGUUCAUCUCUAGUCCAGGAGUAUUACUGGCACUACAUUUCCUAUGAAGACCUCAAAGAGGCGCUGAAAACAGACUACGAAACUUCUCCUACCCAGCAGAAUCCAAACCCGAAGCGAAAGCCAUGGACCGAAGAUGACGAGAAGCGCUUUGUUGCGCUGCUUGAAAGUGAACUGGACAAAGUCUCUACAUUUCAGAAGCUGAAAAGCGAUGAGAUUGUGCGAAGAAUCAAAGCUAGCGAACAAGAAGUUAAUGAUGUAGUAUCGAGAUUGGAUAGGGCUGGUGACGAGCAGAACAAUGGGGCCAGGCGACACAAUGCUCCUACGGACGAGGACUUUCUACUUCUCGAAGAAGAUCUCAGCGAUAUCAUUGCUGACGUGCACGACCUGGCGAAGUAUACUAAGCUGAACUACACUGGCUUUCAGAAAAUCAUCAAAAAACACGAUAAACAAACAAAAUGGUACCUAAAGCCUGUAUUUGCUACACGUCUUCGAGCAAAGCCAUUUUUUAAGGAUAACUACGAUGCCUUCGUCGUCAAGCUUUCCAAACUGUACGAUUUAGUUAGGACGAAAGGGAAUCCAGUGGAAGGCGACAGUGCCGCAGGUGGUAACCAGCAAAAUUUUAUACGGGAAACUACCAAAUUCUGGGUUCAUCCCGACAAUAUUACUGAAUUGAAGCUUAUCAUUUUAAAACACCUUCCUGUCCUCGUUUUUAACCCAACAAAAGAGUUUGAAGAGCAAGAUGCAGCUAUAUCGUCUAUUUAUUUCGACAAUACAGAUACCUGGGAACUAUAUAUGGGCCGCUUAAAAAAGACUGAAGGUGCUGAAGCUAUUCGACUACGCUGGUAUGGAGGGAUGGAAAAUGACCAGAUAUUUAUUGAACGCAAAACUCAUCGUGAGGAUUGGACAGGAGAGAAGUCUGUUAAAGCCCGGUUUCCGAUGAAGGAGAAACACGUCAACGCCUAUUUAACUGGGAAAAUGACCGUUGAAGAAGUAUUCGAAAAGCAGCGCAAGGAAGGCAAAAAAAGCCCCAAACAAAUUGACGAUUGGGAGCAACUAGCACGUGAAAUUCAAUAUCGUGUUAUUACUAGAAAUCUUGUCCCAGUGACGAGAACAUUUUACCACAGAACUGCCUUUCAGCUACCUGGCGAUGCCCGAGUUCGAAUCUCCCUGGAUACCGAAUUGACCAUGGUUCGGGAGGACAACCUUGAUGGACAUGAACGAGCAGGAGAUAACUGGAGAAGAAUGGAUAUUGGAGUUGACCAUCCUUUCCGUCAGCUUCCAGCUGAGGAUGUUGACCGCUUUCCUUAUGCGGUUCUAGAAGUCAAACUGCAGACUCAAGCCGGACAGGAAUCCCCUCAGUGGAUAAGAGAGCUAAUCUCUAGCCAUCUUGUCGAAGCUGUUCCCAAAUUCAGCAAAUUUAUUCAUGGCACUGCAAACUUGUUCCCUACUCGCAUAAAUCUACUGCCUUUCUGGAUGCCGCAAAUGGAUGUUGAUAUCAGAAAGCCAGUGAGACCCGGCUUUGGAAUUGCCAGGCCUCCGCAAUCGAAUCUUUCGACGAGUGAAGAUAUGAUGGACGAGGAAGAGUCUGAUGAUGAUGGAGGAGUUCGUUUCGACGCCGCCGGAGGUAUCGAUAUGAACGGCAACCAGAAUCAGAACGGCACAUAUUACCACGGGCCAGGUGAUAUUACUCAGGAUCAGCUUAACAUUGAUGCUACCGGUAAUUUUCUGGAUAUUGAAGAGCGCAUUGCAGCUCAAGGUCUGCUUGAAAGUGAUGAUUAUCCAUUGUAUGACUCUGAAGAUGAGUCAAACAGCCAGGAAGAGUUGGAAGAAGCGAGACAAAUUGGAGGAAUGCACUACCGUGCUAAGCUUGCGAAAUACUAUGCCCGAGAUGCUGGGCGCCGAGUCCUACGAGGUGUACAGUACGUCAUUCCGGCACCGAGACCAACCAAUCUACCCGAUGGGGCAGCACCAGGUCGGAUUCGAAGUAUCCUAGGCACUGGUCGAAUCGAGGUAAAGAGAUUUAAGGCGCCUAAAGGCAAACGUAUUCAUGUUCCACUACGCGUUGAGCCUAAAGUUUUCUUUGCCGCUGAACGAACAUUCCUUUCGUGGCUCGAAUUCUCCAUAUUCCUAAGCACUAUUGCCGCUACAUUGCUCAAUUUUGGCACUGACAUUAUUACCCUUGGCUCAGCAUGGGCAUUUACUGGUCUGGCGUGUUUGGCUUUAGUAUAUAGUUUUCUGCUAUACAUGUGGCGUGUCGACAAGAUUCGAAAAUAUAGGGACGUGAAAGGCGUGUAUUAUGAAAAGUGGGGACCGACUGUACUUUGUUUGGGAGUUGUAACGGCCGUGAUGUUGAAUUUUGGCCUAAGGAUCAACAAGGGCCUUGAACAGUGA
Messenger RNA from Ophidiomyces ophidiicola, 2412 nucleotides. It is a transcript of the gene VTC4, whose product is annotated as vacuolar transporter chaperone. The coding region runs from base 1 to 2412 and encodes 803 amino acids. Gene Ontology annotation, biological process: microautophagy; vacuole fusion, non-autophagic; vacuolar transport. Gene Ontology annotation, cellular component: fungal-type vacuole membrane; vacuolar transporter chaperone complex. NCBI's taxonomy places the organism in Eukaryota, Fungi, Ascomycota, Eurotiomycetes, Onygenales, Onygenaceae. The transcript has 5 exons. The record is from RefSeq and is a predicted model, not a curated record.